Nestor notabilis (Kea) is the source of this 1476-nucleotide messenger RNA. RefSeq names its product transmembrane protein 39B (gene TMEM39B). Bases 464 to 1339 code for a protein of 291 amino acids. Lineage: Eukaryota; Metazoa; Chordata; Aves; Psittaciformes; Psittacidae. The transcript is spliced from 7 exons. Gene Ontology annotation, cellular component: membrane. The record is from RefSeq and is a predicted model, not a curated record.
CGGGUCAGGCACCGGGCUUUCCAGGCCAACCUUGGCAACUCAGACAGUCGUCCCCCUCCGGCACUGUAAGAUCCCAGAGCUGCCUGUGGAGAGGAGUGUGUUGUUUGAGCUUCAACUCUUCUUCUGUCAUCUCAUUGCUCUGUUUGUCCACUACAUCAACAUCUACAAAACAGUGUGGUGGUACCCACCCUCCCAUCCUCCUUCACACACGUCACUGAACUUUCAUCUUAUUGACUUCAACGUGCUGACAGUGACAACAAUUGUUCUGGCACGCCGGCUGAUCAGUGCUAUUGUGAAGGAGGCCUCACAGAGUGGCAAGGUCUCCCUUCCACGCUCUGUUUUCCUGGUGGUCACUCGAUUUGCUGUUCUCACUGGCACAGGCUGGAGUUUGUGUCGAUCGAUAAUUCACCUUUUUAGAACCUACUCUUUCCUUAAUCUCCUGUUCCUGUGUUACCCGUUUGGCAUGUACAUUCCCUUCCUUCAGCUCAACUGUGACUUUCGAAAGACGGGGCUCUUCUCCCACGUGGCCAGCGUCAGUCCCAGGGAGAGCAGUGAGGUGACCUCCAGGAGCCGAGACUACUUGAGUGUCCUGAAGGAAACAUGGAAGCAGCACACUCGGCAGAUGUACGGCAUGGAGGCCAUGCCCACGCAUGCCUGCUGCCUCUCCCCAGACCUCAUCCGCAACGAGGUGGAAUACCUGAAAAUGGACUUCAACUGGCGGAUGAAGGAGGUGCUGGUGAGCUCCAUGCUCAGUGCCUACUAUGUGGCCUUUGUGCCGGUCUGGUUUGUGAAGAAUACUCAGUACUAUGACAAACGCUGGUCGUGUGAGCUCUUCCUCCUGGUGUCCAUCAGCACAUCAGUAAUCCUGAUGCAGUACCUCCUACCCGCGCGCUACUGCGACCUGCUCCAUAAAGCCGCGGCGCACUUGGGCUGCUGGCAGAAGGUCGAUCCAGCGCUCUGCUCCAAUGUGCUGCAGCAUCAGUGGACAGAGGAGUGCAUGUGGCCACAGGGAGUGUUGGUGAAACACAGCAAGAACGUGUACAAAGCUGUGGGUCAUUACAAUGUGGCGGUACCCUCGGACGUCUCACACUUCCGCUUUCACUUCUUUUUCAGCAAACCGCUGAGAAUACUCAACAUCCUGAUCCUGCUGGAAGGAGCCGUCAUCUUCUACCAGCUUUACUCCCUGAUUUCUUCAGAGAAGUGGCACCAGACCAUCUCGCUGGCUCUGAUCCUCUUCAGCAAUUACUACGCCUUCUUCAAGCUGCUGCGUGACCGUCUGGUGCUGGGCAAAGCCUACUCCUACUCUGCCAGCAGAGACUCAGAGCAGAAGUUAAAUUAAACCAAUUGCACUGAUGCUCAGCUGAUGACAAAACAAAACAAGAGACCCUCAGAGCUUUGUAUUUUUGUUACGACUGCUUUUUUUUUCUUUGAUAACUGAUGUAAUUAAAAGGAAAAAACAUAUUUUUUUACUCCCAA